AUGAAAGCCAUGGAGGGAGAUGAGGUGCCUUUGGGAAUAAAUGCUUUCACCUUGAUUCCAAACCAGAAAUACAGAAGAAGUUGCAGACAUUUGCAAUCCAAGAAGAAUGGUGACAGACUGGAAAGCUUUCACCUACAGUAUAACUGUGGCUACUUCCAGAUAAUACCGGUUGAAAUCUUUCACAAGGUGUUGUGUUAUCUUUCAGUGACAGAUAUCAGCGUUUUGAGCAUGGCAUCAAAAGUAGUUGGCACUCAGGUUGUGGGUUAUAUCAGCACAUCAUCUGGAAUCAGACGGCUUUUAUUGGAGGGAUUCCACUCUACUGAUAUUUCCAAGAAAUCAAUUGCGAUGGAACACUACAGAUCUUUAGGUUUGCUAUUUAAAAGAUGUACUCUUCUCUUGCCCACUAAAGAGAGACUAAAAUUUGUGCAUAAUCAGUUAUUAAAGAACCCGUGCUUCAGGAUGGGUGGCUGUACUAUGCUGAUACAGUGUUCAGGAUUUGCUUGCUUUGGGAUGUUAUUACAGACUCUUAUAGCAGGCUGGGAUGAACUGGAGUGCCAUCGUGUGUUUAACUUUCUGAAUGAAAAUGCAAAUCUGCCACGGAAAAUGCAAAGUGUGGUGUGCAGUAGACCAGGUGCGACUAGAAAGCUAGAGCUACAGAUCCGUUUGUAUUACCGACGGGUUCUUUUGGAUCAUUGGGAGCACCAAUGCGAUAUAGCUUUCUGGCUGACUCGCAUCCUUAAGCCAUGGCCGAUGGUGAACCAAGCAAGAUUGCUGUACUUACUGUAUGGUCCUAUGUCUCUCAGUGAUGGUAAGGGUCAGAUCCACUGGCAUCAUAUGACCCAGUUACCUGCAAGUGAGGACAGCAUAAAGGGUCUUGCAGCAGCAGUUAGAUUGCUGCAUGAAAAUGCCAAGGAAUGGACGGCUGAUGACAUUUUCACCCUGUUGGAAGAAUUAGCAGGGUUUCCUCAAGAAUGGCUUUUGGAGAAUAGUGCUCGUCUUCUGAUUUGUUGUGGGAAUAACAUGUGCUUUACAUUCCUGGCCAAUAAAGCUGUAAAUGGGAGGCUCAAUGAACUUGCCACACUCAUUGUGUUCCUGUCUUUGGUAUGUGAAAAGGAUGGGUAUUGCAUGGACUGGACUGUGAAGAUGGUUCACAGAAUCUGCAAGGUGAUACCUAGCAGUGAAAGCAGGUGGAAUUUUCUACAGGCUAUUGAAAAGGUCUUCGCACGGGUUACCAUGGAUAUGAUCGAAUCUUUAAUGUUUAGUGGCCUGGAUGAGGAUGAAGGCGUAACGUAUAAUAUGUACAAUAUGGUGAAUGCCCAAGCAGAGUUUCAUAAAGAAGUCAUGCUUUGUGCCUUCAGCAGCAUCCUAACAUGA
Molecule: messenger RNA, 1374 nt
Organism: Stegostoma tigrinum
Lineage: Eukaryota; Metazoa; Chordata; Chondrichthyes; Orectolobiformes; Stegostomatidae
Product: F-box only protein 47-like
Exons: 10
Coding region: 1-1374 (457 amino acids)
Source: RefSeq, a predicted model, not a curated record